Lycium barbarum (goji berry) is the source of this 3598-nucleotide messenger RNA. RefSeq lists its product as uncharacterized. The record is from RefSeq and is a predicted model, not a curated record. The transcript has 4 exons. Lineage: Eukaryota; Viridiplantae; Streptophyta; Magnoliopsida; Solanales; Solanaceae. Bases 149 to 1666 code for a protein of 505 amino acids.
CCUUAGAGCAAUGAGUAGACAAGCUUAGGGAGCAGCUGCAUUGUCAUAUUUGUAUACUUGUUUAUGUCGCGCUUCGUUGAGGAAAGCCAAGGAUGUGUGUGGAUUUAUUUCCUUAUUGCAGGUUUGGGCUUGGGAGCGAAUUAUACCGAUGCAGCCACCACCCGGGGCCCUUCAGCCACACACGGCUUUUGCACGAAAGUGGACUCAUCGUAAAGCUCGCGAAAAUGAGGCACGUGUUGUGCUACCCAUAUGUAGGGAUGUAUUGGAUAACCUAACAGAUGGUCAGUUCGUGUGGCAGCCUUAUUCAGAGGCCAUCAUUAAUGGACUCCCUGAGUGGUGUCGGCGUGGUCGAGUUAUUUGGAUGGCGCAGGUUCCCCUUAUUUGUGGGAUCUAUCGAGAGUGGCACAUGGUAGACCACGUUCUCAGACAGUUCGGUAGGAAGCAACAUAUUCCGGGACCAUGUGCUGAGAUUGAUCCUUUUCAUUACAAACGUGACAAGCGGUAUGCUAUAACAGUGGAGGAUCAACAAAAUUUUACACAAAUGGACUUUUUGUGGGAAAAUCGUCGACAAAGGGUAAUUCUGGCCGAGUAUGAAACUCAAGACCUAGAGUCAUUAUCAGAGUAUUUUUGUUGGUAUCGACGUCACUCGCGCACUUUCAUAGGAAAUCCUGCGCAUAAUGUGGAUAGAGGAUACCAACACAUGGCAGGCAGGCAUGAGGCACUGGCUUUAGGACAUCAAGAAUCGUACAGGUUGGCUCAGCAGACUAUCCAAGAUCCAACCAAGUCUAAUGAAGUGAAGGAAAUAGCAGAGAUGUUUAGCCACAUUAAUACAGAGUCCAUGGUUGCUGCCUCUCUGGGGACGAUGUUGAGUUUCGCUCCCAAUUAUACACCACCGGCAGAGUAUGUUGAGCCGCCUACUGUGCAAGUACCUCGUCAUCAACGUCCUAAUGUACCAAGACCUGCGGCGCAUGGUAAUGGACGCCAAUCAGGUAACAGACAAGGUCGAGGUCCCGUGGAUCACCAGUUGGUUGAUGAGGAAGAGGUUCGUUUUGAUCAAGAUAUGUCCAGCUCAACGAUGCCUGCAGCUGAUGAUGCAUAUUACCCAAUAAUAGAUUUUAUGUCCAGCUCAUCGACGUCUGCUCCCGAGGUCCAAUCACCAGCAAUAAUCAGAAGUGAGGGGCCUUUUCAGGCAUUCGCAUUGUCUGAGCCUAUUAGCCUCGCAGUUAUAGCCCAACAGUUUGAUGUUCAGACAAGCAGCUCUUAUGGGAUGACUGAGGGGCCUUUACCUGCAUUCACUGGACAGAGCUCUUCAAUUGGGAGGAGACUGAGUUUUAUCGACGUGAGUAUUCUAACCACUCAAAUAACUCAGCUCACACAAAUUGUGAGCAAUAUUGAUGUAGCUAAUGAUCACUCCGAUGAGUCAGAUAGUGAUAUCCCAUUAGAUCACACAGAAACAGACGAUGAUCACUCAUUUGAUGAUGAUGGUCAUUCUUAUGAAGACAUUACUACUCGAAGUGAUGGUAACGUUAGCUACCAUUCUAAUGCGAUUCCAUAUUUGAAUAACACAGAAGAAGGCCCGGAUGAUUUUGCCUUCAUGAGAGAUGACGGUCCAGUUCGAUCUGCACUUUGGGAUUGUAAAAAACCUGAAUUUAUCAGAUCAGGUUAGUAUGGUGGCAAUGAAUAUUCUUUUUAUUUGUUGGCCCAUUUUUAAGGGGUUGAUAAUUUUCCUUGUAUUAUGCAAUUAGGUAUGUUAUUUCAGAACAAGCACGAAAUUAAAGGCGCAGUGAGACAAUAUUGUCUCAAAGAAAAGAAAGAGUUCAUUUGUGAUUAGUUCAAAGGUAAAUUUUGGAGGGUUAUUUGCAAGCGUUAUAUGUUGGGAUGUGAGUGGAUGAUCCGUUUUAGAGAAAUUUCAAGUGGUAUGUGGAAGGCAGGCAAAGCGGUUCUCCACCACAGUUGUCUCACGGAUGAUUAUAGAAAGGAUCAUUCCAAUUUGAACAGUCACCUAAUUGCUACUACGUUGAUACCAUAUAUUAUGGUCGAUCCAUACAUCAGUAUUAAGUCAGUUCAGCAAAAAAUAAAAGGAUUGCAUACGUUUACUCCUAAUUAUAGAAAAGCACAAAAGGGGUGUAAGAAAGCUAUUGAAAUGGUAUUUGGUGAUUUUGAAACCUCUUUCAAGACAUUUCCCCGAUACAUGGCUGCCUUAAAAUAUUUCAAUUCGGGGACCGUUGUUGAGUGGGAGCACCAAUCAACUACAAUGCAAGGUGAACACAUCUUCAAGUUUCUAUUCUGGGCUUAUAAACCAAGCAUCGAUGGAUUCAAAAGUUGCAGGUCUGUCAUCUCAAUAGACGGUACUCAUCUGUACAGUAAUUAUGAGAUAAAAAUGUUAAUUGUUGUUGGAAUUGAUGCGAACAAUAACAUUUUUCCACUUGCAUAUGCUAUUGUUGCACGUGAGAGCUUUGAGUCCUGGACGUGGUUCCUUGUGUUAUUGUGGAGACAUAUUGUUCGUGAGAGACAAGGAAUUGGACUUAUUUCUUACUGUCAUCAGGGCAUCUUGCAAUGUGUCCAAACACAUGAUUGGUUACAACCACCAUCCACACACCAUAGGUUUUGCGUUCGGCAUUUGAAAAGCAACUUCAAUAAAAAGUUCCUCAGCAGUGACCUUGAGAAGCUAAUGUGGUUGGCGGCUACAGAGCACCAGAAGAAGAAGUAUAAAAUGAGGAUGGAACAAAUCAAAACAAUGUCACCUCCAGCGCAUCUGUGGUUAAAAGCUCUUCCGGAGGAGAAAUGGACAUUGCAUAAGGACAACGGUCAUAGGUGGGUGGGUGGCUAUGACAACGAAUGUCUCCGAGUCUUACAACGGUUUAUUGAAGAAAGCUCGUGGAUUGCCCGUUACUGCCAUGGUCCGUUAUACGUUUAAAAAUCUUUUUGAUCGGUUUGUUGAGAGAAGCACCCUUGCUGAUUUGUUGAUUGCGGAUAAAAGGUUUUGGCCGCGCGCUGUUGAAAAGAAGUUUGAUGAAUACUGGGAGAGGUCCCUAAAGCAUACUGACAUGCAGCAAUACAAUGCAACUGAAGGGGUAUUUGAGAUUCUGACAUUUGCACACGAAGGUAAGGGCGGAAAUAUCCAUAAAGUCUCUGCCGAAAGGAAAAAGUGUUCGUGUGGGAAGUGGAGAAACUACCAUAUGCCAUGUUCACAUGCAAUUAAAUUUUGUGAUAUCCGCAGAAUUCAACCAAAGACCUAUGUUAACAAGUACUACAGUUGCAGGUUUUACAAGCAAACGUACAGUGAAAAUUUUUCACCGUUGGGUGAUGAGGCAUAUUGGCCACCUUCUCCCUUCAGUUUAAUUGCAAACACUGAAUAUGAGCGAACUUCAGGAGCGCGAACUACAACUAGAAGGACGAAUGAAAUGGAUAUAGCUCCUGCUCGCAUGGCUAGAAAGUGUAGUAUGUGCAAGCAAACAGGUCAUAACAAGAAUCGCUGCCCCGACAGAAAUCAGUAGUUGUUGUUGCUUGUUGGUUUUUAUGUUUUUUCUUAAGUUGUACGAUUGUUGUUUCCUUAUGUAAUCUUCCAAGAAUAUAUAACAUGUUUUGUGCCGUUUAA